AUGAGUUCUGUCAACUCGGCAACUGUUCUCCUGAACAGAGUGCUGUCACUCAAAGAGGUAUCGCCACUGCUACUAGUGCUGGAUUCUGUUAUUCAGUCAAGUUACUACUUCCAGCAAGAGCUCAUACACAAGGCCAAGAGCGAGUCCGUUCCUAUCACAUACUUAUCCUUUGAGACUCUCAACCGACCCGAAGUGGAUGAGUUCGUGCUUUGUGACGAACUGUCUCCCGAGAAAAUUAUUGCUAAAGUUGGCAAGAAUACAAAACAGUUAGUGAUAAUCGAUUCGAUCAACUAUAUUCCUGAAAAUCAGCUCAACAGUUUCCUGCGCGGGAUAAUAUCGCCCACUACAGUCCUCUGCGCAACUUACCAUACCUCAAUUCCUCAGGUUUCAGCGCCUGGCUCUCAGAACAUGCCAACCGCUAUUCAAAGGCUGCUGUUCAUGGCAACGACAGUUUUUGAGUUAAAGCCUGCAAACUCGUCACUGACAGAUGAGGAACUGGAAGUUGCGUCUCACAAGCUGGAGAUUCCUGUUGGGGUAUCAAACAAGCCAAUUUUCGAGACCAAGAUGACUUACAGAAGGAAAUCUGGCCGCGCUUUGGAGUAUGCAUUUACUAUAGACACACUGACUCACGCAUACCAAGUAAAGCAGGAACGCGUUGCCGACGGAGACGACGCCGAGCUGCUGGAAAAUCUCACAACUUUUAACUUGACCACCACACAGAAACAGAAGCUGGCUCGUGAACAGGUGGAUCUUCCAUUCUUGCAGGCCCAGCAGUCUUUGGGAGCCGUGGGAGGCGCCAUUGUUUACGAGUUUGAAAAAGAUGACGACUACGAUGAGGAUGAUCCUUAUGAAGAUCCGUUCUGA
This is a messenger RNA of Ogataea parapolymorpha DL-1, 864 nucleotides long. Its product is annotated as Elongator complex protein 5. The record is from RefSeq and is a predicted model, not a curated record. The transcript has a single exon. Gene Ontology annotation, molecular function: tRNA binding. The coding region runs from base 1 to 864 and encodes 287 amino acids. Gene Ontology annotation, cellular component: elongator holoenzyme complex; nucleus; cytosol. NCBI's taxonomy places the organism in Eukaryota, Fungi, Ascomycota, Pichiomycetes, Pichiales, Pichiaceae. Gene Ontology annotation, biological process: tRNA wobble uridine modification.